AUGUAUCCCGAGAGGCCACAGUCAGUUGCAGACUUGGUUCCGCUUCCGCAGGGCAAUGGCCCCAAGAUAAAAGCCUUCGACUUCCAAGGCCCCCAGCAGAUCGAGUUCUUAGACCAUCUAGGAUCAGGAACACAUUCUAUUGUGUUCAAAGUGAAGAUUAGGGCACACGAGGACAACUGGGAUGAUCCAAAUGCACUCGCAGCCUUUUACCCUUACUCGGAGCCUUUCACCUGCGAGUGCCGUGCAUUUGGCAGACUUCAAGAGGCCGGUUACGAAGAGCUGGCAGUCAAAUGUUUCGGCUAUAUUCUGCUGGAUGAUGCACACGAAGCCACCAUGAUGAAUCAGUUCGCCCAUCUCCCGAACCACAAACUCAACUUCACCUACGAUGGCUAUAAUGAUGAUGAUGAAGAGGAAUAUUACAAGGACCCCAUCUUCGAGAUAUGA
This is a messenger RNA of Fusarium subglutinans, 444 nucleotides long. RefSeq names its product kinetochore sim4 complex subunit FTA2 domain protein. NCBI's taxonomy places the organism in Eukaryota, Fungi, Ascomycota, Sordariomycetes, Hypocreales, Nectriaceae. Bases 1 to 444 code for a protein of 147 amino acids. The transcript is spliced from 2 exons. The record is from RefSeq and is a predicted model, not a curated record.